GAUUAUGAUUGCCAAGAAAAUAUUAAAAAUAUGUCUGAACGAACAAAACUUCAAUUAGAAUAGUGUUUGUUGUGAAAUUUAUACAAAACUUAAAGUAAUGGGCCCACCAAAGAAAUCAAGAAAGGACAGAUUUACCGGAGAUAAAUUUGGGAAGAAACGUCGUGCUGAAGAUGAAGCUUUCACGCAAUUGGUAGAAGAUGGGGAUUCUUUGCCUUCUGACGGUGUUACGGAGUUAGACGGAGUGCCAGUGGCUGCUUCUAAAAAUGUUGAAACAAACGAUGAUGGCAUUAUGACGGACGAGUAUGGAGCCAAGGAUUAUCGUGCACAAAUGGAACUGAAGCCUGAUCAUACAAAUCGACCAUUGUGGGUUGCGCCAAAUGGGCAUGUGUUUUUGGAAUCGUUUUCGCCAGUUUAUAAACAUGCACAUGACUUUCUAAUAGCCAUUUCCGAGCCUGUCUGUCGGCCAGAACAUAUACAUGAAUAUAAAUUAACAGCUUACAGUUUAUAUGCAGCUGUGUCGGUGGGAUUACAAACACACGAUAUAAUUGAAUACCUCAAACGUUUGAGCAAGACAUCAAUUCCGGAAGGUAUUAUUGAGUUUAUUAAACUAUGUACUUUAUCCUAUGGAAAAGUGAAAUUGGUGCUGAAACACAACAGGUAUUUCAUUGAAUCACCACAUCCCGAUAUAUUACAAAAGCUUUUGAAAGAUCCAGUAAUUCAACAAUGUCGUUUAAAACGCGAAGAAGGCGAAGGUUUUAUACAAGGCACAUUAGAAGGUAAAGCCAUCACACAAUUUGGCACGAAAUUACCACCAGGUGAAACCGCAGCCACCACAUCGACAACUGACAAUGAUCCCAAUGCUGCUACUGCUGCCGGAACAGCAGCUACAACAAAUCCUGAUGGCACUCCUGCUGUACCAGAAGAUAUUACAAACUUCUACGACAAAAUUGACAACGAAGAAGAAGACGAGGAUGAGGCCAAUUUAAAAACCGUGUCCUUUGAAGUGAAUCAAGAAAAAAUCGAAGUCAUACAGAAACGCUGCAUUGAAAUUGAACAUCCCUUACUAGCUGAAUACGACUUUCGCAACGAUACACAUAAUCCCGAUAUAAAUAUAGAUUUGAAGCCAGCUGCGGUGCUGCGUCCAUAUCAAGAGAAAAGUUUGCGUAAAAUGUUUGGCAAUGGCCGUGCCAGAUCCGGUGUGAUUGUGUUGCCUUGCGGCGCUGGCAAAUCUCUUGUUGGUGUGACAGCCUGUUGCACUGUGCGCAAACGUGCUCUAGUGCUAUGCAACAGUGGUGUUUCGGUCGAACAAUGGAAACAGCAAUUUAAAAUGUGGUCCACAGCCGAUGACAGUAUGAUUUGUCGUUUUACAUCUGAAGCUAAAGACAAGCCUAUGGGUUGUGGUAUACUAGUGACCACUUAUUCCAUGAUUACGCAUACACAGAAGCGUUCAUGGGAAGCAGAACAAACUAUGCGCUGGUUACAAGAGCAGGAAUGGGGUAUUAUGGUGCUCGAUGAAGUACACACCAUACCGGCGAAAAUGUUCCGACGUGUGUUGACAAUUGUACAAUCCCAUUGUAAAUUGGGUCUGACAGCUACGCUUUUGCGUGAGGAUGAUAAAAUCGCCGAUUUGAAUUUUCUUAUUGGACCGAAACUGUACGAAGCGAAUUGGUUAGAAUUACAAAAGAAGGGCUACAUUGCCAGGGUACAGUGCGCUGAGGUGUGGUGUCCUAUGUCACCAGAAUUUUAUCGCGAAUAUCUAACAACAAAAACAUCGAAGAAAAUGUUGCUCUAUGUGAUGAAUCCAUCGAAGUUUCGUAGUUGUCAGUUCCUAAUAAAAUAUCAUGAAAAGCGCGGUGACAAGACUAUUGUGUUCUCGGAUAAUGUGUUUGCGCUGAAACACUAUGCUAUAAAGAUGAAUAAACCGUUCAUUUAUGGUCCUACCUCACAAAAUGAGCGAAUACAGAUUUUGCAGAACUUUAAAUUCAAUCAAAAGGUAAACACAAUUUUCGUGUCGAAAGUGGCGGAUACAAGUUUUGAUCUGCCCGAGGCUAAUGUUUUGAUUCAGAUAUCCUCACAUGGUGGUUCGCGUCGUCAGGAAGCUCAACGUCUUGGACGUAUUUUGCGUGCAAAGAAGGGCGCAAUUGCAGAGGAAUACAACGCCUUCUUCUACACACUCGUCUCGCAGGACACCAUGGAAAUGAGUUACUCACGCAAGCGUCAAAGAUUCUUGGUUAAUCAAGGCUACAGUUAUAAAGUGAUUACACAUCUGAGUGGCAUGGAUACUGAUCCGGAUCUGAUGUAUAAAACACGCGAAGAACAAUCACAACUUUUGCAGCAAGUAUUGUCCGCCUCAGAUCUGGAUUGCGAGGAUGAAAAAGUGCCGGGUGAGCCCGGUUAUCGGCCUAGUGGUGGCGCAGCAUCUAAACGUGCUGGCGGACUUAGUUCAAUGUCUGGCGGUGACGACGCCAUCUACUAUGAGCAGCGCAGGCGCAAUGCAGGAUCGGUGCAUCCACUUUUCAAGAAAUUUAGAGGUUAAGCAUGGUAUGCCAAUUCAAAUAAAACUAAGCGCAACACAAAUAUACAGAGCUUAAGUAAAGUGGUAAA
Bactrocera neohumeralis is the source of this 2604-nucleotide messenger RNA. It is a transcript of the gene hay, whose product is annotated as general transcription and DNA repair factor IIH helicase subunit XPB. Gene Ontology annotation, cellular component: nucleotide-excision repair factor 3 complex; transcription preinitiation complex; transcription factor TFIIH holo complex. The record is from RefSeq and is a predicted model, not a curated record. Gene Ontology annotation, biological process: transcription initiation at RNA polymerase II promoter; nucleotide-excision repair. Gene Ontology annotation, molecular function: hydrolase activity; DNA binding; 3'-5' DNA helicase activity. Lineage: Eukaryota; Metazoa; Arthropoda; Insecta; Diptera; Tephritidae. Bases 98 to 2536 code for a protein of 812 amino acids. The transcript is spliced from 4 exons.